CGUCUGGACGUAUGUAAAAGAGAAUGUGAAGUACUUUUGUCCGAGUCCUCGUAUGGAAAAAAAAAACACAUUAUCAUCAAAGCAGAAUUUGGUUGGAUCAAAUGUAGUCCUCUAUGUUGGAUUGUAGGUUUGAUUGUUAUGAUAAUCUUGCUAACGGCUGUACUGAUGCUUACCAAGAGAAUGAUGAAGAAGCAGCAGAGGGUUGUUACAACGCCACAACAACCUGCAGGAGAGAGUGGAGCAGCUGAUCAAGACUAUCAAUCCCUUCAGCCUGUUACAAUGGAUGAACACCAAGUCUCAAGCAAGAUCAGACCAACCAACAAGGGUCACGGGGGAGCUGGAGCCAAUCCCAGCCGUCAAUAGGCGAGAGGUGGUGUACACCCUGGACUGGUUGCCAGUCAAUUACAGGCCUGAAAUACAGAGACAGACAACCAGCCACACUCACAUUCACACCUAUGGGUAAUUGAGAGUCACAAGUUGGCCUAACGAGCAUGUCUUUGGACUGUGGGAUGAAGCUGGAGUACCCGGAGAGAACCCACACAUGCACGGGGAGAACAUGCAAACUCCACACAGAGAGACUCCUGUCAGACGGGGAUUUGAAGAAAAACAUUCCAUAUCCAAGAUUUAUAGCCAAAGCAUUGUAGCACCCUCUUCUUUCAGUCCUGUAUUGUAAAUUUUUGACAGGUUCCAUGACUCGUCCCCGUGCUUUGCUGAUUAUUAGGGGUACAUUCAUUCAGCCUACAGGCCGCUGACUUCGAAACAAUCACACAACUGUAGCAUUACAGACUAUACAGAUAAUAAAAAACGUACUCAGCAUGUCUACAAGAAAGGAUAUUUUUAGUUUGAGUUUGUUAAAUAAUAGGCAUUGUUUUUUUGGUUAGAAUUAUCACAAUUGCAAUGCUAAUUAUGUAAGCCAAUUAAUUGCAGUUUACAUAAUGUGUUAGCAUCAAGCUAGGUGACUAUAAUGCACAUCCCUGUCUAUCUCUGAUCUAAACUCUGUACCUAAAUGCAUUUGUGACUCUCUUCUAAGUAACUAAUUUAGCAAAUUUGUAAAUGCAGCGUGUCAUGGUCUUUUAGAUAAGUCUAUUUUUUAUUAUUAAUGUUCUGGUUUAGUGAAUCUCACACUUCCUGAUGGAGUCAUACUAAUACUAAUUUCUUCCACAAAGCCAUGUCAGAACUUGGAUUGAUUGAUUUAUUUAAAGGGGGGGACCAAAGUGCCCCUCGUUUUUUGAUGAUCUUCUUUAUGUCAUUGAUUAUCUAUCCAAAUGGAGCGUAGCGUUAGUUCAGGCAGGCCACGGAGUCACACUCUGUUAUCAUGCCAGAGUUUCGGUAACAGCUGACCUCAGGCAGCCGCAUCAGCUGAUAGCCAGCUGAUUUGCUUCGAAGCGUCUUAUUGGCCAAAUAGUACAUAUGCCACCUUAUUUAAACUGCUCUAGCCUGCCUACUUUUGCUGCUCCCUCUGCAAGCCGCAUUUCCAAGUGCAUUUGCAGCCCUUCUCCUCCUCCUCCUCCUUUUCUGUUAUUCUGACUUAAUCAAUGUCAUGCUUGUCAUUGAUGCUUGCUCUGUCGGGGUUUGCUGUUUAUCUCCAUGCCUUAUAGCUUUCCUUGUAUGCACGGGAAGGGCAGGAAUGUGUGCUGUUCCUGGAGAUCUCUCACAGAGCCAUACCGCCAAAUAUAAAUAAUUGCGUCAAAGUAUUCUUUUGACAAAGCGGUCCUGACUGAACUAUGUUUUUUUGUCAGUUUCUGCAACAUAUUCACUUUUCACCUUCUAACAUUAAACUUUAUUUUGUUUUCUCAGAAUAAUGUUCUGUAGCCGAUGACCAGCCGAUGCGGCUCCAUUCAGACAAACACACAUGUAUGGGUGCUACCUGUUUAAAAUACAGUUUCUACAUGCUUGGCUAGGUUAUACUGUGAAGACAGAUGCUUUUUUGUGGUUGGACGAAAGAAACGGAGCGAGGGGCAGAAUACAGAUUAAAAUGAGAAAGGGGGGUGAUAAGGAGCAAAGAGAUGAGAGAAGAAGAAGGGAGGUCAUUUGAAGAGAAAAGGAGUCAGGAGUAAAAGGUCAAAGAGGCAGGUGAAGGAUGAAACGGAGAGGUUAAAGAGGACUGUGUGUGUGUGUGUGUGUGUGUGUGUGUGUGUGUGUGUGUGUGUGUGUGUGUGUGUGUGUGUGUGUGUGUGAGUGUUUGUGAAGGAAAUGGAGGGGCUUUUGGUCCUUGGUAGGGCUGAGAGGAAGAGGAAGUUAUAAAAACAGUGGUUAGACUAACACACUAAAUGACUGCCCGUCCUUUUCUUCAUGAUGAAAAUAUGUGCGUACACUUGUCUUCUGUGUGCUCUGAGUGCGGUGCAGAUGAAGACUGUCAACAUAAAUAAUCGUGUCGGGGAAAAUGUGACCAUCAGGUGCUCAGGCUGGGACGUUUGGUGGAAUGUAAAUGACAAUGUUAAGUACCUUUGUUCAAGUCCUUGUAAGGACAACAAACACAUUAUCAUCAAAGCAGGAUAUAAAAAGAUCAACCGUAAGGAUCGAAUUGAGUUAUUCAACAAUGGAGAGGUUUUAUAUGUGACCUUCACUGAUCUUCAAAAGUCAGACUCUGGAAAAUAUUAUUGUGGAGUGGAGAUAGUUGGGAAAGAUGCACUCAUAGAGGUGAAUGUUAACAUCAAGGAUGCUGAGCCUUCCAGUCCCAUUAAGACUCCAAUAACAGUCACUGUUACUGUAACAACAACCAGCCCUGUUACAUCUCCACAUGUCUCUGAUGGUUUUACUGACAUGUCUACGACAAACCAAACCUUAAAUACCACAACACUGCCUGCAUCAGACACACAAGGAGCUGGAAAUGUUCUAUAUCUGAUGAUCGCUUUCAUUUUCAUAUCAACACUUCUGAUGGUCAUUCUGCUUCUGAUAAGAAAGAUGAAAAACAAGAAACGGAAGGUUGUGUCAAGUGCUCAUGUGCCACAGGAAGAUGCACGGGAGGCUGUUGAAUCUGAUGACAUCCGACUUGAAGAUCAGCAACCAGUGAGCCGACAUGAAAGGUCGUCGACCCUCUACUCCCCUGUAGAUCCAGACAGCAUCUACAUGAAUUCCUCCAACCACCAAGACACCGAAUCAGCAGCUCAGGGUGACAACUACUAUUCAAACGACGUUCCUCUAAAUCAAGCCUCCUUCUCCGGGGUCCAUUCAAGAGGGCCAUGUUUUAACUCUGUGUACUCUGUUGUUCAAAAACCCAAACACCGUAUCAAUCCCAUUAGGAAACCUAAUCAAUCCGGAAGCAACGACGAUGACUCUUUUUAUUCUCUGGCUCAGCUAACAACUUAAAUCUGAUUACGGGGGAUGUAACGAUACAUCAUGAUACAAUAAAAAUCUAAUCUUUUUAGGUCGAGUACAAUCACUUCUAUCUGAACCAGUUCUCUUGCCUGCUUCCAUCACUGCAACACCUGUUGGUU
Messenger RNA from Labrus bergylta (ballan wrasse), 3437 nucleotides. The record is from RefSeq and is a predicted model, not a curated record. NCBI's taxonomy places the organism in Eukaryota, Metazoa, Chordata, Actinopteri, Labriformes, Labridae.